Molecule: messenger RNA, 1590 nt
Organism: Moneuplotes crassus
Lineage: Eukaryota; Ciliophora; Spirotrichea; Euplotida; Euplotidae
Source: the annotation of a GenBank genome assembly
AUUUAAAGAAAAAUAUAUAUACUAACAUGCAUUCUACUAAUCCAGCCCUAAAAGGAAAAAGUUUAUUCUAUCUUUUGAAAACUGCUGCUAUAUACAGAGCAUGCCAGUCAGAAUUUUUCCUGCGUCAUGGAGAAUCCAUGACGAACAAAUCUUACAAGAUUCUUGGCAAAACAAUCACAAAUGCAUUUGUUGAACGCACUGGAGGGUUGAUUUUCACUUCUGGGCCAACUAUCGAAACUCUUAUGAAGGAUAUGGACCGACUCUAUAAAGAAGAUGGUAUUGGUUCAGUAGCUAACUUUGUAAUGGAAGGAAUCGAGGACGAUGACAUUGCCAAAUUUGAUGGAGCCAGAGACUAUCUUAUUGAAACAAUGAGAGUCUCAAAGAAUGAUGAUCCAUCUGUGAGAAAAUACUUCCAAAUGGCUAUUAAACUAACAGGCUUGGGACACAUGGACAUGUUCGAACAUUUCAAUAAAAGUCAAACUUUGUUGCUAGAUGGCUUGUUUAAGAAAUACUCGAUUACUGAGCAUCAAGAUGUACAGGAACUCCUCUUUGAUGCUGAAAACCCUUCUCCACGUCCAAUUCUUACCAGGAAUGGCAUAAAAUCAUUCCUAGCGGAGCAUAACAUUGACUACACCGAGCAAGAGCUAGAUGAAUUCAUUGAAUUAGCUAAAUUCGAAGAUAGCGAAUUCGGAAAGGAUGAAAUUGGCGAAAUCGAGUUUUACCAUAACAUCCAUUCUCAUUAUGUAUUCUCAGAAGACCACAACACUUCACUUCUAAGAAAAAUCUGCAACUCUGCUUAUGGCGGCUCAGAAGAUAAAGAGAAAAGAGAGGCUAUAAAGAGAUGCGUCGACCGGACAGUCAAAAUACUCGAAGUUGCUGACAGGCUUAAUGUCAUUGUGAAUGUUGACGCUGAGCAGACGUACAUACAGAAGACUCUAGAUUCACUAACGAGACAAAUGCAAACCAAAUUCCAUCGUGAUAGGGAAGCUUUCAUCAUGAAUGGAUACCAGUCAUAUCUCAAAGCCACACCUGAACACAUUAAGCUCGAGAUUGAAAGAUGUAGGAGAGCCGAUAUUGCAUUUGGAUUGAAAAUUGUUAGAGGUGCCUAUAUGAAUGAAGAAAGAAGACUUGCUAGUAAAAGAAAUUACGAGAGUCCUAUAUGGGAAACAAUUGAGGACACUCAUGAAUCAUAUAACCUAAACAUCAAGAAUUGCAUGAACAACCUUGAUCCAAUAAAAGACAAAAUCCUAGUGGCUAGUCACAAUGUAGACUCUUGCAACAUUGCCAAGGCUCUAAUGAAGCAGAACAAUCUAGAUUCCAGCUCCGUUUGUUUUGGACAAUUGAAAGGCUUUAGCGAUUCGUUAACUUACUCCCUCAAAGACCAAGGAUACAAUGUAAUCAAGUAUCUCCCCUAUGGUCCCACUAAUUAUCUAAUCCCUUAUCUUUUGAGAAGAGGACAUGAGAGUAAGGAAGUUAUGAGAGAGCAUCUCUUCUUGGAUGAUAUCUCUGAUGAAAUCAGAGCCCGUCUCCAUCUACGAAAGAAACCAAGGCCAGCAUAAUAGGAAAACCCCAUCAAUAAUAUCAAUUCUA